Molecule: messenger RNA, 2355 nt
Organism: Elgaria multicarinata webbii
Lineage: Eukaryota; Metazoa; Chordata; Lepidosauria; Squamata; Anguidae
Gene: HORMAD1
Product: HORMA domain containing 1
Exons: 14
Coding region: 1-1179 (392 amino acids)
Source: RefSeq, a predicted model, not a curated record
AUGGCAACGGCCCAGAAGCAAAGGAAUUCUUUGAGUGCAGCAAUAUUUCCCAACAAAAUAUCAACUGAGCAGCAGUCACUGGUAUUAGUGAAGAGACUGCUGGCAAUAGCUGUAUCCUGCAUUACUUACCUAAGAGGGCUCUUUCCAGAAUUCGCAUAUGGAACAAGAUAUUUAGAUGACCUCUGUGUGAAAAUAUUGAAGGAAGAUAAAAACUGCCCUAGCUCCGGUCAGCUGGUGAAAUGGAUGUUAGGGUGCUAUGAUGCACUGCAGAAAAAAUAUCUCAGAUUAAUCGUUUUAGCGGUCUACACUGAUCAGGAGACCCCUCAAAUAGUUACAGAGUGCUACCAGUUCAAGUUCAAAUACACCGACAAAGGACCAUCAAUGGAUUUCACAAGUAAAAACCAGGAGAGUAAUUCCAACAUCACAUGUGCAGAUACUAAGAAAGCAAGUAUCCUGCUGAUACGGAAGAUUUACGUCCUAAUGCAGAAUCUGGGCCCUCUUCCUGACGAUGUCUGUCUAACUAUGAAACUGUUCUAUUAUGAUGAAGUUACGCCCCCUGACUACCAGCCUCCAGGAUUCAAAGCGGGUGAUUGCGAAGGGAUGACAUUUGAUGGGGAACCUAUGUACCUAAAUGUCGGUGAGGUUCCCACCCCUUUUCACCUGUUGAAACUUAAAGUGACAACAGAGAAAGAAAGAAUGGAGCAUAUCGAUAAAACCAUACUAAAGCAAAGCAAUUCUUUGACUUCUCGAAAGACACGACAUCUUGUUGAAGGGAAGGACCAGAAAAUGAAUGAAGUUUUUGUUGCAGAAAAUAAAAUAAGAAAACAGAAAAAUACACCCAGGAUCCUGCACACUGGAGAACUAAAUUUAGUAUGUGAAGAAGAUGAAAGUAUAAAAACUGAAGAACGCUCCUUCAAUAAUUCUCAGGUGGAACAUCUAGUCAAUAAAACAUCAGAACUCGAAGUAGCUGAGGGCAAGACUCGAAGCGGAAAGAGGUUUCAGUGCAACACGGGUGGUGUUGAAAGUACCCAAACGCAGUUAGCAGCACAGUGUCCUAAAGAAACUCAGAAGAGAAGUAGCUCAAAAUCAGGCAAACCAGUCUGUGAUUUUGAAUUGUCUUCCAGUCAAGAUUCGGGUUCCAAACGAAGAAAAAUUAGUGAACCGAAGGAGCAGCUUUAGAUAUUAGCCUCCUAAUGUUUUCAUUUCCAUUUUUCUUUUAGAAUGUUUCCUUCAUCGUAGCUAGUAUUUUGAUGUUUUCAGAUGGAAUAUAUUUUAAAUGGGUAAAGCGAUCAAACAUACUUCAGUGCUUAUAUUUACCGUCAAAAGGAUAGGAUUUUAAUUUAGAAACACAUAAAAUUCAAGUUCAUGAAAUUCACAUUUUAUCUAUCAGCUGGGUGUGUGUGUGUGUGUGUCAUGGGGGAGAGUUGCAGUUCUAUGAGGACAUUUAACCAUAACACACGGCAUGCAAGAAAAAAUUGCCCAUGUGGAGUUUCACAUAACUUCGGCUCUCGGCAUACAAAACAUAGCAUGUGUAGCUAGAAUAACAUGUAAAGAAAAUGAACUCUAAAAUUUUGCCUCAUUAAUUUUUCAAAAUGCUUUUCCCUUGCAGCAAGAAGGAAUUUUGGAUAAUUUGCUUAGGGGACAAUCCCAUGCACAUUUAGACAGAAAAAAAGUCCUACAAAACUCAGCAUUUCCAAACUAGCAAUGCUGGGACUUGUAGGAUGUUUUUUCUCUCUCUCCUGUCUAAACAUGCAUAGGAUUCUGCCUUUAGUCUAUUGAUUCUCAUAAAUAGCUACAUUUAGAUAGUUUUUGUUCUUUACAUGAAACUGAACUGUCAGAAUCUCCAAACAUUGUUACUACUUAUAAAUAAAUAAAAAUGAUAGGUGGGUAUAUGUCUGUGCAUGAGAGAGAGAAUGUGACGUGUUUAACAACAGUUAAGACAACAGCAACUUUUUAAAGAAUAGUUUUGCAAAAUGAGUAUACACUAUAAACUUUCCACUAACUGGAAUAAUCACAAGCAGCACUAUUUAUACCAUGUAAAUGAGAAAAAAAUGGUUUUUACUAAUGGUCUGAUCCUGAGGUUAAUCAUACCUAAGUCCUAUGGAAGGAGAAAUCCCAUGGAUUUCAACAGUUCUCAGACACAUCUGAAAUUUUCUGGACUGGGGCUAAUAAUUAACUUAUCUUGUUUUCUGUUACUAGAGGUGUUAUCACAAAGUUAGAAAAUGUUAAUUUUAUGCCAUAUAAUUCUUGAAACAUAAUGGAAGGCUUAUUUUGUCUCAAAAAUAUUGAUUUCUCAUGAAAGGAUUACAGAGGUCUGCAAUGACAUGUGCUUUCUGUUUUAAGCCUUCCAAUUUA